GAAAUUACGUCAGUGCAGAGAAUAAUAUGGCGUCUGCAAUGGCUAUGGACUCCAUAGACAAACACUAUUUUGAUAUCCAGUUAAAAGAACGACAAAUUGAAGCCGCAGGGGGAUUCUAAAUGGACGAUAAGGAAUCUUCGGCGAUGCUUUUUUAUUGUCCUUUUUCUUGAUCUCGGCUAUAAACCCGCAGCCCAUGUCAGAAGGAGCCAGGUCUGUCUGGUCGAAGAGGGGUUGUGGGGACUCGCAGCGCCGAGAUCAGGGCAAACAUAAACAAAGGAAAUGUGAGCGUCCCCUCAGCAUGCUGUCAGCUAAACUCGAGACUGGCCUCGAGGCCCCCAAAAGGUGAUUCAGAGAAGGGCGUUGUUAGUUUCUCCCCGGACACAAGGGCCACUGUCCUCUGAUUGGCUCGGAAUACCCCCUCUGACAUGCCCGUGGCCAAUCAGAGGUGUGUGAUGUCGGGGGGGGAGGUGGAGGUGUACCUGUCCCAGGUUCAUGAUGGAAGCGUGUCCUCAGGGUUCCGGGCGCUGUACGAGGAGAGGCUCCUAUUGGACGUCACGCUGCUGAUAGAGGAACACCACUUCCAUGCACACAAGGCCCUGCUGGCGACCCAGAGUGACUACUUCCGGGUCAUGUUCACAGCAGACAUGAGAGAGAGAGACCAGGACAAGAUCCACAUGAAGGGGUUAACGGCUGCCGGCUUCGGCCACGUCCUGAGGUUCAUGUACUACGGUUCACUGGAGCUCAGCAUGGUCACUGUGCAGGAGAUACUACAGGCUGCAAUGUACGUCCAGCUGACGGAGGUGGUAGAGUUCUGCUGUUCCUUCCUGCUGUCUAAGAUCUGUCUGGAGAACUGUGCCGAGGUGAUGAGACUUCUGGAGGACUUCAGCGUGGGGGUGGAGGGCGUGCAGGAGCAGCUUGACAACUUCCUGCUGGAGAACUUUGUUCCUCUGAUGAGCAAACCUGACUUCCUGCUCUACCUCAGCCUGGAGAGACUGCAGGCGUACCUGGACAGUGAUGCCCUGAGUCGGUUCCCAGAGAUAGAGCUGUAUGAGUCUGUCCAGGCCUGGCUCCGACACGACCGCCGCCGAUGGAGACACACAGACACUGUCGUCCAGUCUCUACGCUUCUGCCUCAUGACCGCCGCUAACGUCUUCGAGAAGGUGAAGACGUCAGAGUUCUAUCGUUACUCUCGACAGCUGCGUCAGGAGGUGGACCAGGCUCUCAGCUACUUCCACGACGUCAACGAGCAGCCACUGGUCGAGACGCGGUCCAACCGCAUCCGCUCAGUCCGACCGCAGACGGCCGUGUUCAGGGGCAUGAUCGGACACAGCAUGGUCAACAGCAAGAUCCUACUGCUGCACAAACCCAAGGUGUGGUGGGAGUUGGAAGGUCCCCAGGUCCCUCUCCGACCAGACUGCUUGGCCAUCGUCAACAACUUUGCCUUCCUGCUGGGGGGGGAGGAGCUAGGGCCUGACGGGGAGUUCCACGCCUCCUCUAAAGUCUACCGCUACGACCCCCGCCAGAACUCCUGGCUACGCAUGGCCGACAUGUCUGUGCCCAGGUCAGAGUUUGCAGUGGGGGUUAUUGGUAAGUUCAUCUACGCGGUGGCUGGGCGGACGCGGGAUGAGACCUUUUACUCCACGGAACGCUAUGACAUCACGGCAGACCGCUGGGAGUUUGUGGAUCCGUACCCAGUCAACAAGUACGGUCACGAGGGCACGGUCCUGAAUGGUAAACUCUAUAUCACCGGAGGAAUCACCUCCUCGUCCACCUCCAAACAGGUGUGUGUGUUCGACCCGGGGCGGGACGAGGGGGGAGGGGUGUGUCUUUUCGACCCGGGGCGGGACGCGGGGGGAGGGGUGUGUGUGUUCGACCCUGGACGCGAGGCAGGGGGAGGGUUGUGUGUAGCAGGCUCUGCGGGAGCGGGAACGGGAACAACGGACACACACAGGACACGUUCAGCCCGUACUCCCCUCCUCCCCAACACACACACCAGCUGCUGGGAGAACAAGGCGAAGAUGAAUUACGCUCGCUGCUUCCACAAGAUGAUCUCCCACAACGGGAAGCUGUAUGUGUUCGGGGGGGUGUGUGUGAUCCUCCGGGCGUCAUUCGAGUCGCAGGGCUGCCCGUCCACGGAGGUUUACGACCCUGAGACAGACGAGUGGACCAUCCUGGCGUCGAUGCCCAUCGGGCGCAGUGGGCACGGCGUUGCGGUGCUGGACAGACAGAUCAUGGUACUGGGGGGCCUCUGCUAUAACGGACAUUACUCCGACUCCAUCCUGACCUUUGACCCCGAUGACAACAAGUGGAAAGAGGACGAGUAUCCCAGGAUGCCUUGCAAACUGGAUGGGCUGCAGGUCUGCACUCUGCACUUCCCCGAGUACGUCCUGGAGCACGUCCGGCGCUGCAGCUGAGGUCUGGUUCAGUUCAGACACACCCCUUUAAGGUUUGGGAAUGCCCCCUUUUAAGACCGACUCCUCCUACAGGCUCCAGGCGUGGAGGUGGAGGAUUGGUGUUUACAGGUGUGACACUAACACUCUAACACAGAAGCUUUUCAACUAGACACAGACUGAGCUAAACAUGCCAUAGUAAUCUGUCCUCACGGGCAGAAAAUUGAGCUUUGCUAAUGAUCAGUGAUGGUGGGCAACUCAAGCUGAUCUGUUUCAAAAUAAGCUUUUCAGAAAAAGGGAAGAAUUGAGAAAAGAUUUUUCAUAAUUCAGCUGGUUUAUUUUGGACUGAGGUCAGUUUCAUAUUGUUGUUAUUAUGAUUCUGUUUCAGCCUACAGUCCUACAAGCCCUGUCUGACUGAACCAAUAAUGUGUAUAAACCCUGGAUGACUGACAGUGGGGUGCUGUAUUGAAGCCAUUUUGGUACUACAGUGUAAAAAAAGAUUUGGGAAGCUAUAGAAAUAAAUGUUUCAAUGUCUACACGUUUUUUACUAGUAAAAUAUAAUAUAUGUUAAUUAUGUGAACUAAACAUACAAAAAAAAGUUUUAUAAAAACAUAUUCCAUAAAGUAAGUGCUUUAGAGAGUACUAAUGUUACUGUCCCCACUACAACAAGGAAAUACUUAAAUACAUGUGAUUUUGUCAAUUUUAUUGCCAAAUUAAUAGCAUCAGCAAUCCAGGGUUUAUUGACGUCAUUGGUCUGAACCAUGUCUGUCUGUAUGUCUCAACCAUGCUGUGUCAUGUUCAUGUGAUGUCAUGUAGUCUCUCUAAUAACCCUUUCUCUGAUGCCGCUUUCAAGACAACUGGGAACUCGGAAAUCUCCUACCUGUGACUUCAAGACGUGCGUUCAAGACAACUGGGAAAUCGGGGAGGAGCGAGCUCCGACUGGGAAAAAUAGUUUUGAACGGUCAUCUAACUCGGAAUGACCUUCCCAGUUCUCUUGAAAGCACCAUUAGUCUGUGGAGCUGGAGUGUGUGUGUGUGUGUGAUACAUGAAUGAGCAAAAUAGAAAAAAAUAUGCAUUCAUCAUACUAUUGGGAUUGUGAGAAAGAUGAUCAUGGUGAUGAUUUAGUGUUGUCAUGACUACACUGCAAUAACACUGUCCUGCUGACAGAGAGCCAUGUAACAGUUCAGAGGUCAGGGAUGACUGCAGUGUGAAGGUCCCCGUCUCUCUGGCAGUACUGUAUGUAAGAUUUCACUUUAUUUAUUGACGUUAACCAUCUGCUCUGAGUGUUGCUGUGGCAGACUACUGGAGGGUGUGUUAGAUUGUAGGAGUUGGCCCCAGAAAUGUACCAGAAACAACUUUUGAUUCAAAAAAUUAAAUAAGUUGAUACAGAAAAGGAGUUAAUAUUAAAGAUAAAUUUGAAAUAGGCUCAAAACUCCCAGUAACGCAUUAACUAUUUUUGCUUGAUCAUAUUUUGAGUGUCAAAGGUGAUCUGGCUAACUUAUGGAUCCUACUUUGUAAAGCCCUACCCUGGCUUAGUCCUGUCUGUCUGUCUGGUCUGUCUGUCUGUCUGUCUGUCUGUCUGUCUGUCUGUCUGUCUGUCUGUCUGUCUGUCUGUCUGUCUGUCUGUCUGUCUGUCUGUCUGACGGAGCCAGCUGCAGCAUAUGAACCUGCUCAUCUCUCCUUCUUUUCAUGAGCAACAAUGAAAAGGGCUAAAGCACGUUCUUCUGCAGUUCUGUCUGUCAGCCAUUUUUUGUAUGUGUGUUUAUCGAGAUCCAUCCACCACCAGCUAACUGUGUGAUUGUGGUUGGGAUGUUGGGUUGAUGUGAUUGGCAUUGCAAUAGAGCAUAGUCUUUAUGAUACUUUGAGAGAGAGAUUGUGUCACUCUUUCUCUGAUUCCACAUCUCCCUCAUCUUUCACCCCUUUCCUCUACCCAGCGUCCUCUUGCCUGCACUCACGGCUCUAUUCAAUCAAACCUGCAGUGCAGUAUUUAUGCAGUAGCAUACAAACAUGCCUUUUCCCCCACAGUCAGAAAGUCACAGAGCGGUUUGUGGUACUGUAUAAAUACCAGGCAGACCCCCCUCACGGGCAGUGGCUCCAUUUGACGGAAUAAAAUGUGUGCUCAAUGUGGGCAGUAGUGUAUAAACAGGGACUGUUAACAUCAGUAAGGCAGCUUAGAUGUAAUAAGGUAUUCUGUCAUCUCCCAUCUAUCUGUGUCUUUGUCUAUUUUCUCAUGUAAAAAUUACUAUCGAUAUCAUGAACACUUAGGCCCAGUUGGUUUUCCAGACGGUAAACCUACUUCUGCACUAAAAAGAAAUGCACAAUAGUGAAUCUCCACUGAAAGUGUUUUUUAGUACAGGAAUAGCAUGUGUCUGGCAAACGGGCCAAUAUUAUGCCAAACUUCAGUCUUUAAACAGCGGUCUCCCUCUGCUGGUCAACAUGUGUAUUACUCCUGUUUUUAUUUGGGACAGGUCUUGUCUGUCUGUCAUAGCUCAGCAUUUAUAAUCAGCCCUCAGUCUCAGUAGGAUAAAAUGAUAGAAUAUGGUGGAUAGAAACUCCCUGUACGAUGACUAUUUCUAAAAGAAAAAAUAAACGAGAUAAACAAUGUAUUUACUAUAAUCUGAGUAGACACUAUUUCGAACAGUUUGUAAUUUAUAUCCAGAAAUAAAUGUUCAUACUGUUAAGCUUU
Salvelinus namaycush (lake trout) is the source of this 5076-nucleotide messenger RNA. Its product is annotated as kelch-like protein 15. Lineage: Eukaryota; Metazoa; Chordata; Actinopteri; Salmoniformes; Salmonidae. Gene Ontology annotation, molecular function: protein binding. Bases 426 to 2414 code for a protein of 662 amino acids. The transcript has 10 exons. The record is from RefSeq and is a predicted model, not a curated record. Gene Ontology annotation, cellular component: Cul3-RING ubiquitin ligase complex; nucleus. Gene Ontology annotation, biological process: nuclear protein quality control by the ubiquitin-proteasome system; protein ubiquitination.